AUGGGUGUGCCCUCGAUCUUCGCUGAUGUCGGAUGGUACUUAUGGAUUGUGGCGGGCUCUCGUGGCGCCGAUCCCCGAACUAUUGGGCUGGUGCCCGAGAAUCUCGACUUUAGAGGUGUAAUCAUCCUAGCGAUUUCUACGGGGAGCGAGGUACGGAUGGAUGAUUUCUGCUGGUACGGCCUGAUUGGCUAUGAAAAAGGCCUUGCUUUCUCGCAGUGUCUGGAUAUUAAGAAUGAGAUUGUGGAAAAUGAGACGGACCUCUACACCGGCAUCCUGGAGGCCAAUGACUACCAGGAGAAAAGGGUCACGGAGCUGUGCAAGAUGCAGAAUGUGCGACCCGAAAAGAUGCAACGGCUGCUGAAGCAGGGGAAGGCUCCGGUGGUGUUUUCCUUCGUGAACCUCCGGGGCGGAACCAUCGGCCGGGAUGAGGUGGAGGAUGAUUGCAAUGCGAAGCUGGUCGCGAGGCUCCUGACGACCCUAGGCUUGAAGAUACCCACUUCUAUCGAGAUGAAAGCGGCCCUUGAGAACGCUUGGGCGAAAACCGAGGGGGACCUCCACCGGGCCCUGAUGUCGCACGUCAUGGACCGCAGCCGCCGUAACUUUGAUGCCAGGAGCGGCAGCAAGAACAUGGCCCUUCUCAAGAAGCUGGUGAACACUUUGCAAGAAGAAAAAGAUCAGGAGAGAAAGAUUCCUCUGGAAGACCCAAAUCGGCUGCCGACCAGGGAGUGGGGAGACUUCUCCGAAGGCUCAGGACCCGCUGAGUACUUGGACGACGAGGACAUGGCGGACCACGCUCAGGAGGGCGGUGAAGAAGAGGAGAUGGAUAAUGAUGCAAUCAUUCCGGACCCCGACGACCCUACCGGCUUCCCAAAGACCCCUUGCAAGCCCCAUGCCCCGCCGGCGCCGGUGGACAGCGACACCGAGGCAGCUGCAGCCGAAGAAGCCUUAGCAGAAGAAGCCGAAAAGAAUGCCGAUGCCCAGAAGGAGUGCUUCGGGGCGGGUUGUGGGUUUCGGAUCGCAGUGCCCUGGCGGGUGCAGCAGCAGAUCCGGAAUGCUGCCAGCUUGUCGGAGGUGCAGACAGACGAGGCAGUGCAAGGGCGAGGCAAUCCACGCGGUCGCGGCCGUGGCGGCCGUGGCGGCCGUGGCAGCCGUGGCGGCCGUGGUCGUGGACGAGGCCAGGGCGAGGACGACGAUCUCGAUGCAGAGGACGAGAAGGCCACAGAUGAGGUACUUUUGGAGGAGCAGGAGGACAAGCUGAAGAACAAAGGCCAGGCAAAAGCAAAGGGACAAGCGAAGAAGGAGCCGAAGGCGAAAGCAAAGGGACAAGCAAAGAAGGAGCCGAAGGCGACAGCAAAGGGAGAAGCAAAGAAGGCGAAGGGCCAGGACCAAGUGGAAACGCCCGGCACUGUGGAGGAGGACUGUCCGUGGCUUCUCCAUUUAAAUUUGUAG
Molecule: messenger RNA, 1449 nt
Organism: Symbiodinium sp. CCMP2592
Lineage: Eukaryota; Dinophyceae; Suessiales; Symbiodiniaceae
Source: the annotation of a GenBank genome assembly